Messenger RNA from Tripterygium wilfordii, 1268 nucleotides. RefSeq names its product tyrosine-protein phosphatase DSP1. Gene Ontology annotation, cellular component: cytoplasm. Gene Ontology annotation, molecular function: phosphatase activity. Gene Ontology annotation, biological process: protein dephosphorylation. Lineage: Eukaryota; Viridiplantae; Streptophyta; Magnoliopsida; Celastrales; Celastraceae. Bases 210 to 839 code for a protein of 209 amino acids. The record is from RefSeq and is a predicted model, not a curated record. The transcript is spliced from 5 exons.
UCUCGUACUAUAAAACUGUUGCCAAGGCCAUCGCAAUUCGCAAGGCCCCUCUCAUCAUAGCCACCAGCGCCACCAGUUUGAAAUUGCAAUUCUCUCCAACCUUUAUCAACUGUCAAAAAGUAUGGAGUACCAGUACCUAAACGAACAUACCUCGUGAUCCUGAUCCCAAUCUCUCUUUUUUUCUCUAUCCAGAUGAAAAUUUCAAUCUAAUGAAAGUAAACAACGCAGCCACCGCGAACGACGAGCAAGAAGCACCGAUGUGUCGGACCAUCGAAGUCGCUGUAGUAGACUACCGCGAUCUCUCGCCGCCGGAGGUUCCUGCUCCGGUUCCUGGAGACGAGCUAAGUCUCAUUCCGCCACUGAACUUCGCGAUGGUCGAUAAUGGCAUAUUUAGGUCCGGCUUCCCGGACUCUGCAAACUUCGCCUUCCUCCAAACAUUAGGCCUCCGCUCCAUCAUAUGUUUGUGUCCGGAGCCUUAUCCACAGGCGAACAUGGAGUUUUUGAAGGCCGAAGGGAUUAGGCUUUUUCAGUUUGGAAUUGAAGGUUACAAGGAGCCUUUCGUAAACAUACCAGAGGAUACAAUUCGUGAAGCACUAAAAGUUGUCCUUGAUGUAAAGAACCACCCUGUUCUGAUUCAUUGUAAACGAGGGAAGCAUCGAACUGGUUGCCUUGUUGGAUGCCUAAGGAAAUUGCAAAGAUGGUGCUUGUCUUCUAUUUUUGAUGAGUACCAGCGAUUUGCAGCUGCUAAAGCUAGAGUUUCAGAUCAGAGGUUUAUGGAAUUGUUUGAUAUCUUUAGCUUGAAGCAUCUGCCAAUGUCGUUUUCAUGCUCGAGGAGGUAGACAUCUCAAUAUCUUGAACGGCUUCUUGGUGGAAGUAAAUUAUAGGACCUCCUUUGGAAUAAAUAGGAAAAGCUGAUGAGUUUCUGGAUUCAUUUCUGCUGCAAACGGAUAUUCUUCUUCUUUUUCCUCGCGGAAUAAUAAGGAGCAUAUAUAUACAUAUUUCAUUUGAGCUUUAAGUUCGUCUCCCACCCUUUGAUUUAUUAUAGCAACCUCUGCCGAGUUGUGAACAUGAUUCAGAUGUAGAGCUCUCUUCUUCCGGUGAUUAUAGAAAAGGUUUUGCAGCUAGAACUAGAAAGGCCGUGUACCUAUAAAUUUUGAUGCGCUAGUUGAACAUUAUAAGGACUAAGCAAUCGAAUUUGCGUGUAGAAUUACCUAUUACCUUGGCAUUUUUAUAAUGAUUUGUUGGACGAGAGACUACUUGAAUAAUCA